UUUUUGUUUUGUUUUUAUGGUUGUUUGUAAUCAUCAUGAAAGAAAAUUGACAUCACUUGAAAAAUGCUCAUGUGCAACUUAUUGAUGAUAUUACUCAUAAGAUGUGUGCAUAUUUGUCAUUACUGCUCUAAGUAGUCAUUUAAUCAUUAUGAUCUGAGGGUGGGGUGUCGGUGAUGGUCACUUUGGACAUUGUGUUGUAACACCUCUGGACAUGUUGGACAGAUGAUGAUUGACAGACGGUCAGCUUGGUAUUGUUUGUCCAGACAGGUUGACUCUGGAAUAUAUCCCAUCCAUUUUGUCCAGUAGUGAUUUAACCAGUGCCAACCACAAUGCCAGCACCGAAAAGUGUAUGUUGGUGUUUUGGAGGACGGCCGCCAGAAAUAACUUAUGGCAUUGACGGGGAGACACCCCUCAAGGCCAUGGAAGUGGAAGUUCCCAUGCCAACUGAUGAAAAAGAAAUUGAUGAAAAAUUUGCUGAAAUUGUGGAAGAACUAGAUGUUGACAAACCACAUAGAGAUGCUUUAUUUAGCCUUCCACCUGAGAAAAAAUGGCAGAUUUAUUGUAGCAAAAUACAGGAUAGGGGAGACCACUGGCCAGACUACUACAUUGAGAAGCUUAAUAAUCUGUCCUCAGUAUUUAUAAGUUACAACACUGAGGAAGAAGAACUCAGAACAAAAAUAGUAGACAACCUGAAGACAGCUCUACGCACACAACCAAUGAGCUUUGUGACAAGGUUCAUAGAACAGGAAGGACUUCAGAGCCUGUUGAAUUUUCUGGAGAGCAUGGAUUACAAAACCUGUCAGAGUUCAAUCCACACCUCUAUCAUAGGAUGCCUCAAAGCCCUCAUGAACAACUCUCAAGGGAGAGCUCAUGUGCUUGCUCAUCCAAACUGCAUCAACAUCAUUGCUCAAAGUUUGGCAACAGAAAACAUCCGUACUAAAAUUGCAGUCCUGGAAAUUCUCGGUGCCAUGUGCCUUGUUCCUGGGGGCCAUAAGAAGGUGUUGGAGGCCAUGCUUCACUAUCAGAAGUAUGCGGCUGAAAGGACGAGAUUUCAGACCUUAAUCAAUGAUCUGGACAGAAGUACAGGAAUUUAUAAGGAAGAAGUGAACCUGAAAACAGCUAUUAUGUUGUUCAUCAACGCUGCUCUCAGAUAUGGACCAGGAAAGGAGCUUCUUGAAUUUCGUCUUCAUCUUCGAUACGAAUUUCUCAUGUUGGGUAUACAGCCAGUUAUUGACAAACUGAGAAAGCAACAUGAGAAUGCUAAUUUGGAUAGGCAUUUGGAUUUCUUUGAGAUGAAAAGAAAUGAAGAUGAAAGAGAACUCUCAAAGAGGUUUGAGAAUGUACCCGUGGACACAAAAAGUGCUUAUUCCAUGUUUGACCUGCUGCGUAAAAAACUGACCAUGACAAGUAGCUACCAGCAUCUUAUGUCCAUGCUGCAACAUCUACUACUAAUGCCUUUUGGGAAUGACAGCCAUAUUGCUGGGAUGUGGAACUUGGCUGACAGACUAAUUCAGCAGGUGGCACUCCAACAAAAAAAUGGUCAGGAUCCCGACUGUGUUCCAGUGGAAAUGAACAUCAAACAGAUGGUCCGACAAAUGAGCAGUGGUGAAGAUAUUAAAAGCUUACAACAGAAGUUGCGAGAAAUGGAAAAGAAUCAAGAUGACUUGCAGAAUAAAGUGGCAAAGAAGGAGAGAGAUUGUGAGAUAAAGGAACAAGAAAAGGAUGAACUUGCAGAAACAGUCACCAGAAUGAAAGCAAAGUUGGACCAAGAGACAGCAGCUCAAAAUGAAUUAAAACAGAAAAUAAAUGAACUAAACCAGCAAAUCCAUAACCUAGCCUCCCAGCUUUCCAGUGAGCGUGGGGAGCGACAGAAGUUGUCACAUCUAGUCCAGACUGGCAGUCUACCUGACGAUGCUAAAGUUGGCUUGUCUACCCCCUCACUGAUAGGACUGAGCAAUGUCAGCUCAUCUGUUAUCAAACCAAGUGUACCUCCACCACCACCUCCCAUUGGAGCUCCACCCCCUCCCCCUCCACCACCAGCUCCAGGUGCCCCUCCACCUCCAUCUAUAGGUGGUGUUAGUAAAUCUACUCAGAAGUUCUCCAACAUACCUCGUCCUAAACAUCCAAUGAAAUCUCUCAACUGGUCCAAACUGUCCGAGACAAAACUUACUGGAACAGUGUGGUCAAGACUAGAUCCAACAAGGUUAUACAAGGAGUUAGACCUUGAAGACUUUGAAAAGACUUUCUCGGCAUACCAGAAACAACAGAACACUGAAGGGGAAGAUCUGGAGGGCUCCACCAAAUCUAAGACCAUAAAGGAGCUGUCAGUCAUUGAUGGGCGGAGAGCUCAGAACUGUACCAUUCUAUUGUCCAAACUCAAGAUGACCAAUGAGGAAGUGAUAUCUGCUAUAUUGACCAUGGACAGUAGGGAAGAUCUUCCAAAAGAUAUGUUAGAGCAGCUUCUUAAGUUUGUGCCCACAUUAGAAGAGACUCAGAUGUUGAUGGAGUAUAGUAAGGAGAUUGAUCACAUGGCCAGGGCUGACAGAUUUAUGUACGAAGCCAGCAGGAUAAAUCACUAUGAAGGCAGACUUAGUGCUCUCUUCUUCAAAAAGAAAUUCCCAGAGAAAAUGUUGGACAUUAGACCUAAAGUUGAAGCAAUAAAAGGUGCAUCAACUGAAUUAAUGAAGAGUCAAAGUUUGCGGAGAAUUCUGGAGAUUAUUCUGGCACUGGGAAACUUCAUGAACAGGGGCCAGAGAGGAAAUGCCUCAGGUUUUAGGAUUGGGAGCCUAGCAAACCUGAUGGACACCAAGUCCAGCACCAGUAAACAUGUCACGCUGCUUCAUUACCUUGCAGACCUCAUCGACAAAAAGUUCCCAAGUGUUCAGAAAAUUGACAGUGAACUUACAAAUGUCAGAAUGGCUGCAAAAGUCAGUAUGUCUGAGUUGGACAAAGAUAUUGGUGACAUCAAGUCAGGUCUUGAUAGCAUUGAAAAGGAACUGAAGUUUUUUGAGAACACAGGAGAAAUGGACAGCAGAAAGUUUGUCUCUGUUAUGACUAAUUUCCACAACUUGGCUUCCUACAAUUUCUCAGAGAUUGAAGAGACAAAGGGAGAAAUUAAAAAAAAGUUUGGUUCAGUUUGCGAGUUUUUUGGAGAAGACCCAGCACAGAACAAACCCGAGGAUUUAUUUGGUACGUUGGAUUCCUUCAUGUCUGCCAUGAGUGAUGCAAAAUCCGAAAAUGAGCGGAUCAAGAGACAGAAGGAGGAAGAUGAGAAAAGACAAGCUCUGGAGGAAUCGUUGAAGAGAGAGCGUGAAAGAUUGCGGAGUAGAAGAAGUAAUAGUCCUGCAACAAAGGGAGAUAAAAAGGACCAGUCUAAUAAAGGUGAAUUUGAUGAACUCAUAUCUGCCUUGCGGACUGGUGAUGUGUUUGGAGAAGAUCUUGUUAAGAUGAGGCGAAACAGAAAAAGAGGUGGUAUAAGUGUUGGGAAUGGAAGAGAGCGGGGAGGAAAAUCUUGAUCUGUACAGAAACAGCAUAUCUGUAUAGUGGGGGAAAUGUUCCAGCAGUCAAAGUCAAAACAUUCACAAAAUGUUGGUUGGAGUUGUAAUAUUAGACAACAUUCCUUUGCAAUAAAGUAAAAUGUGGUUGAUCAGAAAACCUUUUAAAUGACCUACAGAAACCUAACACUGCAAGAGUUUUACCCACUGUGCUAUACAUGUAUUAGAAUUAGUCCCUUGUUUAUAGAAAUCAAGUCAAACUUGUGUUAGUUGAAAUUUUGUUAUGGUUUUGUGAUAUUGUCAAGUGCUUAAAGCAUUAUACAUUUAAGUUGUUUGGUUGUCUUUAUUGUGUGAAAAUGGGGAUAAAUGGAUAAUCAAUGAUAAAGAAAGUACAUGCAUUAAAUCAAAUGAUUCACAAGGUACAAUGUAGAUGAUAAUAACCGGGAUAAGGCAAAUGAUACCUCAGGGGUUAUUUUCAAAAAGUCAAGCUGGUUCAGUAUGAACCACACAAUCAUUCCAUUUUCCAUAUGUAGUGUAGAUUUUAUGUGCAUAAAGUCCCCAUUUUGUGUGCGUCUCAUGCCUUGAUAUGCAUGCAGACAUUAACUACACCUGCAUUAGAUUUAGUUGUGUUGUUAUUUAUGACCCUGUGCUGUGAAAUAGCAUAUUUUUCGCUGAUAUAAAUUUUGUAAACUACAUAUAAGUGCAAUAAUUUUCUAUAUCACAUGUAAAACUGUAGCAUCACCAAGAUAAACCUAACAUUUCUGGAAAUUUUAUCAAAUUUCGUCUUAGCAAUAACAUAUAAAAUGUUUUUCGACAUAAAGCAGACCAGUCUGUUUCUAUUAUAACUCGGUGUAUAAUCUGUACAGCAAACAUAUUAUCGAUAAUGCAUUGCAACUAAAAACUAGUUAUUCUAUGUUUAUCAAAUAAAGUCAAAUUAGACUGUGAUGCUCAUUAUCUCGUCAAAGGUCACUUGUCGUGACCCUUUGUAUGAAAGAUGUUUCCCCAUUGGUCAAUCCUUCUGAAUUUUCAAACAGCAAUCAUUAAAUCAGAUUAUCUGCGAUCUACGUCAUCUAGAUUUUAUGUGUGCUCCAGAGCUGGGUUCUUUGGUAAUGUAUGUUGUAGAAAAGUGGUCAAAUUUAUGUUUGUUAAUUAAAGUUAUAGUUUAUUUAGAUCUGUUGUACAUAUAUGAUAUUUUUGCCAGUUGUGUGCUGAACAAGUUUUAUUAAUACAUAAUUAAUAUAUUAUACAUAUUCACUUUAUGAAGAUUUUUCAUUGUAUUUAUACUUUGUUCUAUAACAUAUUUAAUGUCAUGAUAUUAUUACUUUAAUAUGCUGCCAUCAGACAGUUUAUACAUGUAUCAAUCAUCUCUUUUUUUCCCCCCAACAAAUUCACUCCAGGUUAUUUUCAGGGUUCCUUGUCCAAAUCUGUUUUCACGUCAUAAAACUUCCCACUUUUUAUAGCCAUUCCGUAAAAUGUUAGUUUAUAUUCAUUGCUGUUUUAAUUUCAUGGUUUUACAGUUAAAAUAAUGAAAAUAAAACCUAUUUGAAAAUGAGUACAUAAACACAGUAUUUGAAAGAUAAAAUGGCUCAAACACAACCCCCAAGUUCUCUAAGCUUAUUGUCUGCUUUUGAAGUAGGUUUAAGCUGACGACAUCUUCGUUAGUUUUUACUCCUGUGCUCAUCACAUCAACUCUACAUCCAGGUAAAUGUAUCAGAUUGUAUUAUUUGGUCAUAGAACGGUUUGUAACUGUAUUUGAGUCUUAUGAACACCAAAUUGCAUACAGAACUUCAUCAACAUUCAAGUUAUACUUACAAUUUUAGAAAUAAUACUUUUUAUAUCAUUCAGAUGCUUUACUUUUUUCUCCAAACUCAAAAGCUUGCAUUUCUGUGCCUUCUACUUCAUCAGACCUCUAUACAUAUGCAGAGUGCCAUAAGAUGCAGUUGUAUUUUCUGAUAAAUGUAAAAGCUCAAUCAAAUCAGCAUUACAGUGAACGUUUUUGGAGUGCAAUAUGAGAAAAUUCAAUGAAUUUUUUUCACUACGUAAUUAUAGAAUUCAUUAAUGUCCUAUACAUCACAAGAUGCUCAGUAAUACAAUGACUGAAUUAUUCUGUGCUCUAAUACUUUUUUCCAACUAUGUAAUUUUGCAAAUUCACAUCAACCCAUACCCUUCUGGCAAAAUACCGGUGCACAAUAACCAGUGGCUUCUAAACUUGAGGUCACACACAGGUUAUUCCCGAAAAUAACAGCAGUAAAAAUUUACAAGAAAUACGGUGCACGACAAUGCUCAACUCUAUGUCAUGAGAACCCUGGUGUUCAUUAUUAAUGCUGUUGUGAAACCCAUAGAUCUAAAGUAUUUUGUUGAGGCACUACAUGUAUUUUAUUUCCUUGGUAUGGUUGAUUGAUUUCUUUUUUUUCUUUCUGUAUUUUUUGUAUUUUUGUAAUGAAUUACCAGCUGUGUUUUUGUUUAUAUACAUUAUGUUAAAGUGCAUAGAAUAAAUUAUAAAAAUUUAAA
Molecule: messenger RNA, 6005 nt
Organism: Ostrea edulis (European flat oyster)
Lineage: Eukaryota; Metazoa; Mollusca; Bivalvia; Ostreida; Ostreidae
Product: disheveled-associated activator of morphogenesis 1-like
Exons: 27
Coding region: 330-3515 (1061 amino acids)
Biological process (GO): actin cytoskeleton organization
Molecular function (GO): actin binding; small GTPase binding
Source: RefSeq, a predicted model, not a curated record